GCUGGUGUGUGUUGUGGUGGUUGUUGAGAUGUCGUGCGACUGACAAAUAUAUUGAAAAAUAAUAUUGCAGCCUGCUUAGUUGCUUCGUUAAAGGUGUGUGAGUUGGUGAGCGGUGGAUUCUACUAGUGCGUCGUCAAUUUCGUCGUCGCCUCCCAAUUUUCCAAACAAGUUGGUAUAUUCCGAAAUCGAUUAUUGAGCAAGUGGUGUUGCCGUGAUUUUUUGGACAAUUUUGAAUUUGCUCGCUGAGGAACGAGUGAGUGAGUAGUAAAAAUGAGCAAUUUGCCGGACGACGCGCCACCCCCGCGACUCUGUCAUUUAAGCAAAUGGCCAGAUUUCGACGGCUAUGGGUUCAAUUUGCAUGGCGAGAAGACGAAGCCUGGCCAGUACAUUGGCAAAGUGGAUAAGGACUCGCCCGCUGACUUGGCCGGAUUGAAGGCGAAUGAUCGCAUCAUCGAAGUCAAUGAUACCAACAUUUCAAAUGAAAAUCAUAAGCAGGUGGUUCAGAGGAUCAAGGCUGUCCCGAAUGAGACGAAGCUCUUGGUGAUGGACGAGAAGACGGACCAGUUCUACAAGUCGAGGAACAUUGUGGUCACGGGGUCCAUGCCGAACGUUCUGUACAAGCAGACACCCGUGCCACGCCCCAACGUCACCACCGUCGUCCUCACCCCCACCAACAACGAGACGGUCAAUCACGCCGGGUCCACGCACUCCGAGGAGGACAGGCCGUCACGAAUGUCGGACAGCUACCACUCGGGAUCCGGAUCGUCCUCACCCAGCAAGACGAAUUCGCUGAAGAAGGAGGAGGCUGCUCACCACCACCACUCCUCCUCCGCCUCCCACAGCCCCACCCACCAUCGUGGAAAGAACGGCUACAACGGGAAUGGAAACCACAGCGUUGACGACGAUGGGGGCAGCUCGCUGGGCGGCGGUCCAUCCCCCACGCCAUACGCCAUGUCAACCACGCCCAGCUCGGCGUCCCCCUCGCCCAUCCCCAUGCUGACCAAAUCCUCGUCAGGGAGCAAUGCCAACGGGCUCGACUUGAACAUGACAGCUUCCGAGAUGCGGGCCAAGCUCGCGGCCAGGAAGAAGGACAAAAUGGACCCCAAAAAUCAGAAUAUCGACUUAAAAAAGAAGUACGACAUUAUUCAAACACUUUGAAACGGAAGCGGGCACGAUGCAAAAAAUGCCAGAGUCUAAAAUAAUAUUGGAUAAGAUAGAAGAUAGCGUUUAAAAAAAAUUAGGAUAAUUUCAGGAUGACAUCCAGGGGUCAAAAUCAAGCUAAAAUCCAUCACAUCUACUACUUUGUCCCUUCGUUUUGAAAAUAAUUAGUUUGGGCAAUAAGUAAUAAAUAAAAAUAAAUAAAUAAUUCGAAUAGCUGAUUGGUGUAAUUUUCGUCGGUGAAUAAUUAUGAGUUUACUGUAAACGAUUUGGACGGGAAAAUGACUCGUCCAUAUUCAUGAACUUAGAUUUUGAUGAGUUAAUCAUUCCGUUCUAAAAAAAGAGUGCUAAAAUUAUACUUUAGAAUUUAUUAGAAUUUAUUUAGUUAACUGUUUCAGUACUUAUUUAGAUUUGGAGUUAAAUAUUGUAGAGCGAAUUUUGUAAUUUCUUCUUCAUCUGACUCUGUCCUUGGGGUGUGCGGUUUGCUAUUUGGUAAAAACGGGAUUUCGUACAUGAAUGUUGUCCAAUUAAGUAAUACAAAAAUAAAUGAGCUUUAGACAAAACUUGAGCAACGAACUAAAAUUAACUCGUGAAAAAAGACAGUAUAAUUUUUCCAAAUUUGAGAAAUUCAAAAGUUGUAGUAGGCGAAAUUCGGGUUGAAAAAAGGUGUCAAUAAUUUCACUUCAAAUACUGAUAGCUUUUUUGACAUGAAUUUAUUUUCACUUUACAAUUUACACUCUUACGUUUUCCACUGUGUUUAGAAUAGUAGUCGUAAAAUCGACAGGAAAGUGUGCACUUUGUCUAAAUCAGUACUUACUAUUGUAGUUUUCGUCGUUUGAAUUAUAUAUUAAGAGGAUUCGAUAACUUGUUUUUUUUCAGGGAAUGCUAACAGGUGUGUGUCGACGAUAAGAUAAAAAUUAAGUAUUUUGUAUUAUCUAGAAUAUUGAUAAGUAUACGGUACAAAUUAUUAAAAGUCGUCCUGAAUAAAUAAAUACACUAUUUCGUGUUGA
Folsomia candida is the source of this 2168-nucleotide messenger RNA. RefSeq names its product Na(+)/H(+) exchange regulatory cofactor NHE-RF2. The transcript is spliced from 3 exons. Gene Ontology annotation, molecular function: protein binding; protein-membrane adaptor activity. Lineage: Eukaryota; Metazoa; Arthropoda; Collembola; Entomobryomorpha; Isotomidae. The record is from RefSeq and is a predicted model, not a curated record. Gene Ontology annotation, biological process: protein localization to plasma membrane. Gene Ontology annotation, cellular component: apical plasma membrane. The coding region runs from base 271 to 1158 and encodes 295 amino acids.